Molecule: messenger RNA, 2013 nt
Organism: Copidosoma floridanum
Lineage: Eukaryota; Metazoa; Arthropoda; Insecta; Hymenoptera; Encyrtidae
Biological process (GO): regulation of DNA-templated transcription
Molecular function (GO): RNA polymerase II cis-regulatory region sequence-specific DNA binding; DNA-binding transcription factor activity, RNA polymerase II-specific
Source: RefSeq, a predicted model, not a curated record
AUGUUGAAAGCCAGCAAACAGAAUUUCAACUGCAAGAAUGGAUCUAGUGGAAGCUUUUCGAAAAUUCAUCUUUGCGACGCAUGUGGAAAAAUUUUUACCUCGUUAUUCAAACUCAAGACGCACCAACUUGUUCACACGGGGGAGAAACCCUUUGAGUGCUUAGUGUGCCAAAAAGGUUUCACAUCUUCCAGUAACCUCACAAGGCACACGAGGCUCCAUACAGGGGAAAAACCCUUUGAGUGCUCAGUGUGUCAAAAAGGAUUUAUAUCUUCCAGUGAUCGCACAAGGCACAUGAGGACCCAUACAGGGGAGAAACCCUUUGAGUGCUCAAUGUGUCAAAAAGGUUUUAAAUCUUCCAGUGACCUCACAAUUCAUAUGAGGACCCAUACAGGGGAGAAACCCUUCGAGUGUCCAGUGUGUCAAAAAGGUUUUACAUUUUCCGGUAAUCUGACAAAACACAUGAGGACCCAUACGGGGGAGAAACCCUUUGAGUGCUCAGUGUGUCAAAAAGGUUUUAGAGCUUCCAAUGACCUCACAAUACAUAUGAGGACCCAUACAGGGGAGAAACCCUUUGAGUGCUCAGUGUGUCAAAAAGGUUUUAGAGCUUCCAAUGACCUCACAAUACAUAUGAGGACCCAUACAGGGGAAAAACCUUACAAGUGCUCAAUUUGUUCUCAAAGCUUUAGACACAAAUCAACACUCACAUCACACAUGAGGUCCCAUACAGGGGAGAAACCUUUUGAGUGCUCAGUGUGUCAAAAAGGUUUUACAUUUUCCGGUAAUCUGACGAAGCACAUGUGGACCCAUACGGGGGAGAGACCCUUUGAGUGCUCAGUGUGCCAAAAAGGUUUUGUAACUUCCAGUGACCUCACAAGGCACACGAGGGUCCAUACAGGGGAAAAACCUUACAAGUGUUCAAAUUGUUCUGAAUUUUUUAGCCGAAAAAGUACCCUCAGAAAUCAUAUGCGCGUCCACACUGGCAUACCAUGUGGUAGCUGUACUAUCUGCCAGAGACCAUUUACCGACUUGAGCAAUCUUAUGAGGCACAUGAAGAUCCAUACCGGGGAGAAAUCCUUCGAGUGCUCAAUUUGUUAUCAGAAAUUUAGGGUUAAAUUUUCCCUCGUGUUACACAUGAGGACCCAUACAGGGGAAAAACCUUACAAGUGCUCAAUUUGUUCUCAAAGCUUUAGACACAAAUCAACACUCACAUCACACAUGAGGACCCAUACAGGGGAGAAACCCUUUGAGUGCUCAAAGUGUCCAGAAUCUUUUAGAUGCAAAACCAUUCUCACGAGACACAUGCGCAUCCACACUGGCAUACCUUCUUGUCACUGUACUAUCUGCCAAAGGCCAUUUAUAAACCCGAGUAAUCUUAAAGUGCACAUGAGGACCCAUACAGGGGAGAAACCUUUUGAGUGCUCAGUGUGUCAAAAAGGUUUUACAUUUUCCGGUAAUCUGACAAAACACAUGAGGACCCACACGGGGGAGAAACCCUUUGAGUGCUCAGUGUGCCAAAAAGGUUUUUCAUCUUCUGGUGAUCUCAAAAAGCACAAGGUGAUCCAUACUGGGGAAAAACCCUUUGAAUGCUCAGAUUGUCCAAAAUCUUUUAGCCGUGAAGACCAACUCACAAGUCACAUGCGUCUCCACACUGGCAUACCAGGUAAUCACUGUAGCAUCUGCCAAAGGCCAUUCACCUUGAUCGGUAAUCUUAAAAAGCAUAUGCUUACCCACACGGAUAAAAAGCCAUUUCAAUGCUCGUUCUGUCAAAAAACGUUUAGAGAAAAUGGCAAUCUAGCAAGGCAUAUGCGCAUCCACGAAGCGUCCACGGGCAAAGUUUGGGAUCGAUGCUCCAUAUGCCAAAAGGUAUUUACCGAUCCCAGUAGCUUAAAAAGGCACUUUCGGACUCACACAGGCGAAAAACCAUUUCAAUGCCCGAUGUGCCCGAAAAAAUUUAGUCAAAACAGCACCCUGAAAGUUCACAUGCGAAUCCAUACCGUCUUGGUAGUGCAGUAG